AUGGGGUCGGUAAUCUACGACUCAGAGUUGAUGACCAACUAUGUCGCCGGUGUCCCUGUUGCCGCCGGGAGUCAUUUCGCGACCUGCUUGGACCCUGUGUCUCGCAAAGUCGUUGUUUUCGCUCUCAGCAAUGACGAGUCGCCAAAGUUGCAGAUGAUCAAGGCAGGUGACGCCGAUGGCCUCCGCCAUGUGCACGACCUCACUGAGGCCCUUGGAAUCCCAAAGGCGACACCGAUUCAGACUUUCGAAGUCCAACAAGGCAACGACCUGUCCGUCUACCUAGCCGUCGCCACCAGGUACGACGAUAAGCAGUCCAACCUGCUCUUAGUCCGCCCGUUCCAGAUCAAGGACAAGCCAUCUCUUCAACUGCUUCCUGUUAAAACCAUUGAGUCUGUGCAUCGAAUCUAUAUGACUGCCCCGGCUCAGGAGGGAAGAUACCCCAUGGUGUUCCUGACCCAACAGCCCCUGGAGAGCCUUACCAGUGGGAGUGAUAUCAAGCGUGUCAUAGUUUCACUGCCGUCCAACUCGUGGUCCACUCUACGGGACAUGGAACUUCCCUUCAACGCCGUCGACAUCUUCUCCAUUGCUCCGGCAUACACCGUUUUUGGCGAGGGUCUUUUUGUGCUAUGCGCCGCCAAGGGCACGGGGGAGCGAGCGCUGGUCGCCGAGUUCGUCGAUAACAGCCAGGAAGGCCCCCCACAAUGGUACACGGCCAAGUUGAAGUGCCCUGUCGGUGCUCGUUCCCUCGCCACUUUCAACGACAGCGAGGGCUACACCGCCCUCCUCAUGGCCUGUGACAACGGAAUUCGACACUUCACCGCGGACCAAGCAACCAACAAGGAAGCCGAAAGCUCCCUCAUUUCAUCCAACGCUGACGUGAAAAAUGCCGAACGCAUCGUCCUUGCCCAGGACGGUGAAAUCAUUUCCAUUUGGGCAUCAAACCAGAAGGGCGCCCUUAGCUUCGUGACCACCACAAUCCACCAAAUCACCAAGGGUGAUCACGCCGCCACCCUUCUCCUCGCCGAUGGUCGUGCCAGCACCUUCUCCGCUUGCAUAGCUCGCCCCGCCCCAGAGCUGGGUCGGCCCACCGUGUUCCAGGCUAUCAUCGCCAACGACAGCCAGGGCAACUUGACUCUUCUGCAACAGCAUCGUGACACAGGCAUCUGGAAAGACGAGCCGUUUUACGUGUCCUACCAAAAGAAGAACAUCAAGUUCGACAGCCAUACCGUAACCAUCCAGCUCAUGCACGAGGACCAGCCCUUGGCAAACGGCCAAAUCUACCUCAGCUCUUCAUCCGCCACCUCGGCCCUGGUGAACGGCAAAGCCGUCCAGCUCGGCUCCGUCGGAAGGUGGCUAUCGGCUGAUGAAGCGGGCGAGAUUGCCUUGAUCUUCCCGGCGUCCAGCAUCGUGGGGCAGGCUCUGAAACUCACCCAGAUGAGAGACUCCGAGGGCCAUGACAUUAACUUCGCAUCAACCCUGGUCGACCCCAAUGACAAGGUCAUCAAGACACUGGGAAAGCUCACCUCAGUCAAGCAGCUCAAAGAGGCCACCACCAAGAGCGGAAAGCCCCUGUGGGAUGCCAAGAGCAUGCCCUCAGACGAGGACCUAGAGACUGCGGCCAAGUGCUUUGGUGCCAUUAACGAAGCCACCAAGACGCUGCCUAGGGAUGGAAAACCGGCGUCUACGAUUAAAUCGGCCAAUGUGGCUGCCUUGGCGAUUACAGAACACAGGGUGCAGGCGAUGCAUACGGUUGGGGAUUUUCUCAUGGAGGGCUUUUACUGGCUCAAGCACCAGGCUGAGAAGGUUGUUGACUGGAUUAUUCGGAAGGCCGGAGAGGUGUGGGAGUUUGUGUGCACCAUUGGCGGCGCUAUUAAGACAUUUGUCCUCGACUGCGUCGAGAAGGUCGGAGAGGCUGCAACCUGGGUUUUUGGAAAGCUCAAGCUGGGCUGGGAGAAGCUGAAAGAAUUCGUCGGCUUCCUGUUCUCAUGGGAUGACAUCAUCGAGACUAAGAAUACCCUGUCUAGCAUCGUCAACUCCGGCCUCGAUCUCGCCAUUGACGAGGUUGAUGCAUUUGUGCCCAAGGUGGACGACCUCUUCAACAACCUCAAGGACCAAGUGGUCAAGGCCUUGAGUCCUCCGUCAGCAUCCGUUUCUGGGAAACAAGACCAGGCUUCGGGUGGCAAGAGCGCCGAGACCCAGAACAGCACGAGCUUCAAGUGGGCUGGUGAGAGGUUGAAGAACGGAGGAACAGGCACGGGAGGAGCCGAGCUGAAGGGCAAAGACAAGAGCUCCCCGGAUGAUACCUGGCAAAGCACAGUUGCACCUCUGCUAGCCAGCAUCAGCGCACUCGCGACCCAGACGGGCAAUGACAUUGCUACCCUCUUCAAGAAACAGGGCUCGGUGACAACCGAAGAGCUCCUUACCACGGGAUCCCACUUCCUCGUCGGGGUGCUUGAAGUUGUGAAGCAGUUUGCCAUUUCCGUCACCAAGCUGGUUAAGAAACUGCUGAAUCUGAUCAAGGAGCUCGGUAACGCCAAAAUCGACCUCCCCAUCUUCUCCUGGCUCUACUACGAAUUAACCGGCCACGACCUCACCCUCGUCGACGCCGUGUGCCUCGUCAUUGCCAUCCCCGCCACCAUCAUGAUCAAAGUCAUCACCGGAAAAGCUCCCCCCAAGAUCCCCAACAUGAACGCCAAACUCCUCCGCCAGCUCGUAACCGGAUCCAAUGACGUCCCCGCCGCCACCAAGGUCGACUUCAACACCCUCACGGCCGGCACCAUGGUCGGCGUCGUCGCCGUCAAGGGCGUCUUCGGCCUGAUCGAGCUGGCGUACAAAUCCGUCACCGGGGGCGCCGACGCCGCUCUCGGCACCUUCAGUCCCGGAAAGACCAUCAAAACCAUCAGCCUCGUCCUCGACAUCGUGGGCAUCAUCGCGGCCAUGCCCGGCGACACCAGGCUCCCCGCUCCGCACCUCCGGCAGUGGAUCGCGUACCUGUCCUUCUUCCGCGCGUCGGUCAACGGCAUCGGCCUCGUCGUGCCGACCAACGAGGUCGUCGAGAAGAUCAGCGCGUGCGUCGACCUCGCCGUCACGCUGGCCAACUUUGGCCUGUACCAGGCGGUCUACUACCACGAGCUGACGGAGGAGUGGAAGGACAAGGAUAGCAAGACGACGGAGCUGUGCGUGGUCAACAACACGCUCAACGCCAUCGCGGGCAUCGGCAGCUUCACGGCGAAUAUGGGCAAGCUGGAGGCGCCGUACAUGACGGCCAUCGGGGUGGUGGUCAUGACGGCGGGGAAAUAUGGCCUGGUGGCCAUGGAGGGGUUCGUGUUUGAGAACCAGUAUAAGAAGACUAAGAAGACGAAUUUGGUGGCGCCUUCGUUUUAGGUCUGACUGGAUGGAGCUGGACGGACUGUCGUCGGUUUUGGAUAGGUAGGAUUUCGCAUGUUUUCUCCACACGAUAAUUGGUCUUGAAGGCAGUAUCUGGAGCAACAUGAAUCUGUCACUUGACAUGACAUGCCGGGAAAUCUUUAACCGAGGUGUGAAUAAGAUCCAAAUUUUCUUUUCUCCUCUUGCUGGUAGCAUGGCACCAGCCCCGCCUUCGCCCUGCAUUGGUCUUCAGCAGAUGGCAAACUUGCCGGAAAAUUCAGCAAGCCCUAUAUUGGUAUAAGUAGAACGAUGUCUACCUUGCCUGCAAAAAUGAUAGUAGAUAGUAUAUACUGAUUCUUCACACUGAAGCCGAGCAUAGAACGAGCACGAGCGGGGUG
Molecule: messenger RNA, 3764 nt
Organism: Chaetomium fimeti
Lineage: Eukaryota; Fungi; Ascomycota; Sordariomycetes; Sordariales; Chaetomiaceae
Exons: 10
Coding region: 1-3384 (1127 amino acids)
Source: RefSeq, a predicted model, not a curated record